This is a messenger RNA of Medicago truncatula (barrel medic), 990 nucleotides long. RefSeq lists its product as uncharacterized. The transcript has 4 exons. Lineage: Eukaryota; Viridiplantae; Streptophyta; Magnoliopsida; Fabales; Fabaceae. Bases 398 to 811 code for a protein of 137 amino acids. The record is from RefSeq and is a predicted model, not a curated record.
UUGUUUGAGGGUAGUAAAAAUAAUUCCAAGGAAUCUAAGGUUGGAAUUAAACAUUCCUUUGUUUGGUAAGUGGGAACCACACAAAUAUGUCUAGGAAUGCAAUUUUCCCAGGAAAGCCAUCUACCCACGUUUUCCCCCAUUUCUUCCCCACGUUCACCCUUUUUUCCAUCCCUUUUAUUCCCAUGAGAUGGCUUGGGAAAGUUUUAUUCCCAGGAAAUGGAAACCCAUGAUCUUGAAUAAAAUACCAUAUUUGCCCUUGCCAUUCCCGCUAAAUUUUUCUCUGCUAUUCCCGCUAAUUUUUUCACCCAUGAUCUUCUAUAAAAAAGAAACCCAUUAUCUUUGUAGUGUUCAUCAACUGCUUGCUGUUUGAGUUUUGGAUUUCACUCUUCUCUUCAAGAUGGACGGGUCGUCUGAAAAUCAAAAUGUAAGAACCACAAAGAGACAAUGGACUCCUGAAGAAGAUGGAGUAUUGGUGGAAGGUUUGUUGAAAUUAGUGGACGAGGGUUGGAAGGCUGAUGCAAACUCAUUUAAACCUGGGUAUACUAAAGCUUUGGAGAAAUAUAUUCACAACAAAUUCCCAGGUUGCACACUAAAAGCUACACCACAUAUUGAAUCAAGAGUGAAAUUGCUUAAAAGACAAUAUUCUGCAAUCAAAGAUAUGUUGGGUCCAGGGGCAAGUGGUUUUGGGUGGGAUGAUGCUAAAAAGAUGAUUAAAGUAGAGAAGGAGAUUUAUCGUCAAUGGUGCAAGUCUCACUCUACCGCAGUUGGCUUGUAUAACAAACCAUUUCCGAUAAAGCAGCUGGUACUGUAACAGAAGAUAUCAUUGAUAUGACUAUUGAGAUGGAGAAGGAAAAUGUUCAAUCAACACAAGAGGGUGGAUCAGGAAUUAAUUUGAAUGAUGAUGAUGAUGAUGAUGAGAAUUUUGAGUCGCAGAUGCCAGAAACACCCACAGCUAACACUACUGCUCCGGGUUCAAAUCCAACAAACCAG